AUGGCGCCCAACAUCUGGCUCAAGCUAGAAAACCUCCAGCCCUCCGGCUCCUUCAAAUCCCGCGGCAUAGGCAACAUGAUGUUCCGCGCCGCCUCUUCCUCCUCCUCCUCCUCCUCGCCCCGCCGCUUCUACUGCUCCUCGGGUGGCAACGCCGGCCUCGCCUGCAUCACCGCCGCUAACGCCCUCAACCUCCCCGCCACCAUCGUCGUGCCCACCUCCACAGCCCCCAUCAUGGUCACCAAGCUGCGCGAUCUCGGCGCAGAGGUCCACCAGGUCGGCGCCAGCUGGGCCGAGGCCGACGCUCACUUGAGGGACGUCGUCAUGGCCUCUGAUCCCGACGGUGUCUACGUCCCGCCCUUUGAUCACCCGGAUAUCUGGACCGGCGCCGCUACCUUGAUCGAUGAGCUCGUUGUGCAGAUGGAUGUGCCUGUGCACGGUAUCGUUUGUAGCGUCGGAGGCGGCGGGCUUCUUAACGGCGUCAUGCACGGCAUCGAAGCUACGCCGUGGCCUGCCGGCCAGAAACCGAGCGUAUUGGCCGUCGAGACCGAAGGCGCCGCGAGCCUCAACGAGUGCGUAAAGACGGGCAACCACGCCACCUUGGACGCCAUCACCUCCAUCGCCACGUCUCUCGGCGCGCGGAAAGUCUCAGAAAAGACUUACGAGUGGCUCCAGAGUGAGAUUCUUCACUGCAUCACCGUCAAGGACUGGGAGGCUGCCAUGAGCUGCGUUCGCUUCGCCGACGACGCGCGUUUCGUCGUCGAGGUUUCUUGCGGUGCGACUAUUGCCCCGGCCUACUUCGCCGGGUCGGAUGGUGAGAACAGGCUACGCAAGGCCUUUGAGAAACCUGGUCUGCCGUGGGAUGAACAUAAUGUCGUGUUGGUGGUGUGUGGUGGGUCGUCCGUCUCGUUGGAUGUGCUGGAUAAGUACCGGAACGAAUAUGGUCAUUUGGCGGCGGCUGCUACUGCGACGACGAAGAAGACUACGAAUGGUGUGAAUGGUGUGGCGGCGAAGGCUGCUGUGAACGGUGUUUGA
Scedosporium apiospermum is the source of this 1032-nucleotide messenger RNA. Its product is annotated as Serine family amino acid catabolism-protein. The record is from RefSeq and is a predicted model, not a curated record. Bases 1 to 1032 code for a protein of 343 amino acids. Gene Ontology annotation, molecular function: L-serine ammonia-lyase activity; pyridoxal phosphate binding; threonine deaminase activity. Lineage: Eukaryota; Fungi; Ascomycota; Sordariomycetes; Microascales; Microascaceae. The transcript has 2 exons. Gene Ontology annotation, biological process: L-serine catabolic process; L-threonine catabolic process.